GGACGAGCGCGUGCAAAAAGAAUAAAAAUUGAAGUGCGAAGUAGAAGACUUGCACUUCCUCAUUCUCCUCUCUCCGAGUCUCUCUCUCUCCCCACUUCAUAAUGUUUACUCACAACCCCUGUACUUUUAAAAUCCCCCAAUUUCCAUGAAUUUUGCGACUUUUUCGUCUAAAUUCAUCUACUUUUCCCGAUCACCAUGGUCCCCCAAAGCCCUAACAUGGUGUCGGCGCCUGAUGUUGUGGAUAUAAGCUCCGACGAGGAGGAUUGUGGCUUUGGGUGGAUCUCCGAUCUUCUUGAUGGGGUGGGCGAAGAAUCGGAGGGGUUUGAUGAUGUAAUGGUGGUGGAUGAUCUCUCCGCCCCUCCCGUGGUGUUGCCGCGGCGAAACCCUAAGUCGGGGAGAUCGAGAAAGGGCGGGGAGAGGGAGGGGUCGGACGAUGAGUGCCAAGUGCUCGAUUCCGACCCCAGUAAUCCGGUUUCGGUGGUCGAUGAUGGGAGGGGAUCCGAUGAGCUGCUAAUUGUUGGGGAGAAGGGGCCGUUAGCAUGCAGGGAUUUUCCUCAUCCACGGCAUUCAUGUGCGAACUUCCCAUUCAGCAGCACAUCGCAUGAGAAGCACUGUAACAUGUGCCACUGUUAUGUCUGUGACUCGCUAGCCCCAUGCAGUUACUGGGGAAAUGGUUCCUCAAGUUCCGAUCACUGCCAUUCUAAUGAUAAGGAUGAAUCGUGGAAAUCACUGAGACAGUCUUUCAAGCGCAAGAAAUACUCGGCUCCACAGCCACCGAAUCUUCAGAACGGCCCGCCUCCUGUGGCCCAGUCCAUGCAACACCCGCCUCAAUUACGUCAGCCCCCUCCAAUGCUGCGGCCUCCCCCAUUUUCCCAACCAAACAUAGUUCGGCCUUGCUCCACCACAGUUGCCACCGCCACCAUCACUCCCUCCACAAAUUCAAUAGGCCAAAGGCAAAGUCCAUGCCCUUUGAUCAUCUCCUGUAACGGACAGAGAUCGGUACAGACCCCAGGCAAAACCUACACGCUUUCUCCAAAAACACUUUGUGCGCGGAGGGAAAAAGGCACUCCUGGGGCUUUGAGUGCGCAACUUAUGUAUUCUCGCACGCGAUUUAAACGGAGUGGGACUGCUCCGCCCGUAAUUAGUAAUAUCGCGACCGGUAGAUCUCAUCCUCCACAGGUAACAUCCAGGGGAACACGGUUUCCGCAGGUUAGCAUCAAAAGGAUGAGUAGCAUACUACAGAGAUCUCAGAGCCAACCAGUAAGGUCUGCUGAAAGUAGCUCAAACAUGAUCCAGCUCACUACGCCGAACGAAACUCAUAGCACAACGGUGCCAUCACCGAGAACUCAGUGCUCGCCAGUCUCUUUAGCAGACCUUAGCACGAAAAGUUGGGAGGAUAUACUCGCUAGCGUAGCACCUGAACAUGGAGUGAGCAUUUCUCCUCAACCUUCGCUGACGAACAAAGGCCAGGAAAUGAAUAUUUUUGGCCCCGACUCUCCUGAUACUGUGAAUUUGAAUUCAUUAGAUGUAGAUAAUUGGUUGAGUCCAACAUCUGUUCAGAACGGCGAAUCGCACAGGCAAGAAAACCCCCAGCGAUCAACUAUACAGUCAUCGGAUCCAAUGAUUGGGAGCUUGCUAGCGUCUUUGGAGGAAAUAUAGAUGAAAAUGCGCAAAUUGGGUGGCGGCCGGAGUGGCUUAACAAAUGUCUAGUUUUUUUUGAUCAUUUGAACAACUUUAGUCGUAGAUAACUUAGUAGGUUCCUUGAAUGCGAUUAUCCUCCUCGCUUUUGUUUUAUUGAGAAGGAAAAGUCAGCUCCCUUGUACAGUUUCUGUUGAUAUCAUUUGCUGCAAACUUAAAAACCUUUUCGCAGGCAUUUCUCUAUUUUCCCGAGUCUCUUGUGCAGAUAUAUGAAGAGGAUUCGAAUGCAUUUAUCUCU
Molecule: messenger RNA, 1936 nt
Organism: Ananas comosus (pineapple)
Lineage: Eukaryota; Viridiplantae; Streptophyta; Magnoliopsida; Poales; Bromeliaceae
Product: pollen-specific leucine-rich repeat extensin-like protein 2
Exons: 3
Coding region: 196-1659 (487 amino acids)
Source: RefSeq, a predicted model, not a curated record